This is a messenger RNA of Laccaria bicolor S238N-H82, 1062 nucleotides long. RefSeq lists its product as uncharacterized. Lineage: Eukaryota; Fungi; Basidiomycota; Agaricomycetes; Agaricales; Hydnangiaceae. The record is from RefSeq and is a predicted model, not a curated record. The coding region runs from base 1 to 1062 and encodes 353 amino acids. The transcript has 2 exons.
AUGGACCGAGUCCUCCCGACAGAAAUUUGGAUGCAAGUGCAUGCGCUAGCAUGUACAGACGACGGAAGGACGGGUCGCUCGCUGUCCUUGGUUUCUCGGCGCUUCAACGAGAUCUCAAGGCCGUACAAAUACCAAUCUUUGGCGGUCGUGCGAUCGAAGCAAAUUCUCGCGCUUGAAUCCCGCCUUUCCCAGCUCCAACCCGAAUUCAAGCAGGUUAGAUUCCUGUUUGUUCACUGCCCUCACCUCUUUUUGGACGUUUCAGACGAUGAGAGCGAUGACGAAUAUCAGGCGAUGGAGGGGACUGAUAUGGAAGAGGAUAGUACAUCUGACGGAACCAGCUAUGAAGGGGAGAUGAGUAUCGACGAAGAAGAGGAUAUGCUUGAUGAGGCGGUCGAUUUGAUGAGGCUGCAGGGGGGUUCACCUUCAAUUGUCUCAGUCAACCUGGACGACUUGUCGGAGCCUUCGAUAUUCCACAAAGAAAUGAACAAGGGGGACACCAUCGUUCUAAGAUCAUUUCGCGCUCUGUUGGCAGCUAUCUCGCCAUCGCUCGAAAUCCUUUCCGUACACUGGUCGUCAUUCGAGCCCCUACUUCUUGAAGAACUCUUCCCUGUCCUCCCAGUUCUCAGAGAGCUCCAUCUCCGUCGAAACUUCACCUCCGACGAUGAGGUCGAACCGGAAACCGAAGAUUUCUGUCUCUCACUUUUCCCAGCUCUUCGGCGGCUUCAUAUUUCUGGAUACCUAGAUCAGAGACCGAUGCACUUUGGUGCAUGCCUUGGUGUGCUGUCUCCUGUCCUAACCCAUCUUCGUUUGCCGGGAUAUCACCUUCACCUGCGGACAACGAUAUCUCCGUGGCUCCCGUCAAACGUCAUGACUGUCAUCGUCGAGCAGAUACCGUUUCAUCUAGUGCAUGCGGGUCAAGAAGCCUUAUCGCAACUCGUCUUCGGAUCACAGACCACUUCAAGGGAACUUCACAUCGUUCCCCUAACACCUGAUUCGCCGGAGGGGUGGAAACGGCUUUGGCUGGAGAGGGUUCAUGGGAGAGAUGGGUGCUGGUUUGACUAG